Messenger RNA from Panonychus citri (citrus red mite), 309 nucleotides. Its product is annotated as U6 snRNA-associated Sm-like protein LSm3. Gene Ontology annotation, cellular component: P-body; catalytic step 2 spliceosome; precatalytic spliceosome. Gene Ontology annotation, molecular function: RNA binding. Lineage: Eukaryota; Metazoa; Arthropoda; Arachnida; Trombidiformes; Tetranychidae. The coding region runs from base 1 to 309 and encodes 102 amino acids. The record is from RefSeq and is a predicted model, not a curated record. The transcript has 2 exons. Gene Ontology annotation, biological process: mRNA splicing, via spliceosome; P-body assembly.
AUGGAAGAACAUACUGAAACUACUAAUCCCAAUAAUGUUGAAGAACCAUUAGAUCUGAUUCGAUUGAGUUUGGAUGAAAGGAUUUACGUUAAGAUGCGACAUGGUCGUGAAUUGAGAGGUCUUCUUCAUGCUUAUGAUCAACAUUUAAACAUUGUUCUUGGUGACGUGGAGGAAAUUAUUACCAAUGUUGAGAUUGAUGAAGAAACAUAUGAAGAAGUAUACAAAAUAACCAAACGCAAUGUUCCCAUGCUUUUUGUCCGAGGUGAUGGUGUCAUCCUGGUUUCCCCACCCAUUCGUGCGGGCAAUUAA